Pyricularia grisea is the source of this 1590-nucleotide messenger RNA. RefSeq lists its product as uncharacterized. The coding region runs from base 1 to 1590 and encodes 529 amino acids. The transcript has a single exon. Gene Ontology annotation, biological process: transmembrane transport. Gene Ontology annotation, molecular function: transmembrane transporter activity. The record is from RefSeq and is a predicted model, not a curated record. NCBI's taxonomy places the organism in Eukaryota, Fungi, Ascomycota, Sordariomycetes, Magnaporthales, Pyriculariaceae.
AUGGCAUCUCCUUCGCAAACCAGCACGGACGGGAUGGUGACUCCAGAUCCAGACGCUAUAGAGUCUACCGCCAAGGAAAAGGGGAAAGAAGUCCUGCAUGGCUCUCAAAUAACAGAGAAGGAAAAGACUACAACGAGUAAACUGGAAGACUACCAGGAAGCAGCCCAUGCAGCACACGACGGUGGCAUCACCCCCACGGCCACUACCACCAUCAACAGCGACCCGGCGACAAACCUCAUCAAUGUCCCAGAGCCGCAGUCCCCCUCAGACGUCCCGGCGGUGUCAGACCGGGAAUUGACACGGGCCACAUGGGCGCUCCUCUCGCUAUCCUUUUUUAUUGCCGACGUCUCGGCGGGCCUGGGCCCAUUCUUGGGGGUGUUCCUGCAGGAGCACGGCUGGGGCCCGGGGCUUAUUGGCACCGUGUCGACGACAGGUGGCGUCGUGGCCAUGCUAUUGACGGUGCCAAUGGGAGCACUGAUUGACGCGACGACGUACAAGCGGUCACUGGCCGCGGCGUCUACAUUAAUCUGCAUGGGGGCCAAUGUGCUGAUAUUCCUCUCCCCGUCCGCCAAGGAGCUCGUCUUUGUCGCACAGAUCAUCGUCGCCGGCGCCGGAGUGGCCUUGAUGCCAGUCAUGGUGGCGUUGACGUUGGGAGUGGCGCGCCAGAAGGGGUUUCACACCCUGAACGGCCGCGUACAGGCAGUGAAUCACGCAGGGAACAUGACAGAGGCUGGUCUUGGGGCCAUCCUGGGUUCCAGGUUCGGGAUGCGCGCCGUUUUCUACCUCUCAUGGGCGUUUGGCGUCGUGACGCUGGUGUCCAUCGCCAUCAUCCCGGCCAAAGCCGUGGAUCACCAGGCGGCUAGGGGGUUAGAGAAAACCAACACGCGAAGCGGUGGCCAGGCGGCCACGACCAACCAAGAGGAUCAUCGGCCGCAGCCGUCACAGCCGCAAGAGCAACCCGAAGAGCACGCGGAGGCCUGGAAGAUGCUAGUCCAGUGCAAGGAGCUGCUCGUGCUAGGCGUGGCAUUGCUGGCGUUUCACCUUGGCAACGCCGCAGUGCUGCCACUUUACGGGCAGGCCGUGGUGGCCGCGCACAAGGCGGAGCCGGCAUCCUUCACAGGUGUAACCGUGGUAGUGGCCCAGGGAACCAUGGUGAUCAUGGCUCUGGCGGCAUCGCGGCUCGCAGUCAUCCAUGGAGUCGGGUACUGGCCCAUCAUCCUAGUGUCCUUUUGCUCGCUACCGGUGCGCACCGUACUGGCCGGCACCUUUAUAGAGUCGUGGGGCGUGUGGCCCGUCCAAGUGCUGGAUGGCAUAGGGGCAGGGCUGCAGAGCGUCGCCACCCCAGGGAGCGUUGCCCAGGUGCUAAGUCACUCUGGGAGGGUGAACGUCGGACUGGGCGCUGUGAUGACCUGUCAGGGAGUCGGAGCGUCGCUGUCGCCCGUACUAGCUGGCUGGAUUGCGCAGGAGAAGGGGUACAACAUUGCCCUGUAUGUUAUGGGCAUCUUCCCCAUGGUGUCUAUUGCGCUCUGGAUUGGAUUUAUAAAGAUCCUGAGGAAGCCCAACUUGCCAUCGGGACAAGAGUCAGAGUAA